Microthlaspi erraticum is the source of this 714-nucleotide messenger RNA. NCBI's taxonomy places the organism in Eukaryota, Viridiplantae, Streptophyta, Magnoliopsida, Brassicales, Brassicaceae. The record is from the annotation of a GenBank genome assembly.
AUGGAUUCCAAAGUUUCAGUGUCGCCCACAACCACAAGCCUCAUUGAUCAGAUUGUCGUACCAGGUGAUGUUGUUCUUAAUUUGUCAAACAUGACUAACCAGACAAUCAAGCUCGGCAGUGGCCUCCGUCAGGAUAGUGAUGUUAUCUCUGCCAUGAGAGCUGGGAAGUUUAGUUACUCAAAGCCUAAUAAGUAUUGGGUCGAAAGUUCUCAUAAACGGUACAUACCUCGCCUAGAGGAUAAUGUUCUUGGAAUCGUGGUAGAUUCUAAAGCUGAUAAUUAUUGGGUAGACAUAAAAGGACCACAACUAGCGCUUUUGCCGAGGAAAAAAAAGGAUCCCAAGUUUGAAGCACUUUGCUCUAUGUUCGUGUUGUCAACUGUCAAGUCAAACAAAGGAAUGAAUUCCGAGCUGUGCGCUACUGAUGCAAUUGGCAACGCUGCAGAAUUUGGACCCUUGAGAGAUGGUUUCAUGUUUGAAACUUCGACGGGUCUUUCAAGAAUGUUGUUGAGUUCGCCGUCGUGCCCUGUCCUCGAAGCUCUUGGAAAGAAACUCUCAUUCGAGACCGCCACUGGCUUAAACGGCAGAGUGUGGGUUAAAGCAGCUGCUCCACGUACUGUCGUUAUCGUUGCCAAUGCGAUUAUGAACUCAGAGUCAUUAAGUGGGACUCAGCAGAGAAUCAUGGUCGAGACAUUGCUUGCAAAAAUUUCAGACUAA